This is a messenger RNA of Penicillium odoratum, 1659 nucleotides long. RefSeq lists its product as uncharacterized. The coding region runs from base 1 to 1659 and encodes 552 amino acids. Lineage: Eukaryota; Fungi; Ascomycota; Eurotiomycetes; Eurotiales; Aspergillaceae. The transcript has 5 exons. The record is from RefSeq and is a predicted model, not a curated record.
AUGAUCACGAGGGCGUUCAGCUUGCAGUUGACAGCCUUCAAGGUGACCGGGUCCACGUCAGCUAUAUUCAACGAUGUCGCUUCGUUGAAUGAGAAAGAUUCAUCACAUGUGCUAUCCAAGAACAUGUUGAUUGUUGUGGGAAGCCUGGACAAUUCUCGCUUCAUUCGUGAGCUGGUAGAUAUUGUCCACGGCGAACCCAGCGUACAAUGCCGUGGAAUCUUCAUCAACGAUGAGACACCGGGGUUGACUGAUUGGACGCAUGAGAAGUUUGGACCUAAGUUGAACUCGGAGUUCUACAAGAGAGUUUUCGAAUUGCUCUUGCGUAUGAACGCCAACUUUCUCUGGCCUGCAAUGUGGUCUGGCUUCCCAGAGCCGGGCAACAUCUUCUUUGAAGACGAUCCCUUGAAUCAGGAAAUUGCUAAUAGCAUUCUCACUCUGGGAAUGCGAGGGGAAAGCGACGGCGAAAUCCAGUCAAAGGACUCCCGUGUUAUUUUGACAGAUGUCAUUACCACUCAGAGGAACAUCGUCAAUGACGUGUAUGGAAGGCCAUAUGGUCGUCGGAAUACUACCAAUGACCUUGCUCACCGGAUACUACGUCUUUUUGAUGAUGACUGGUUGCUCACUGAGCAAUAUCACCACUCGCCUUGGGUUGGUGACAAGUGGAACCAUAUUAUGAAGCAGCCACAUUACGGUCUCGAGCCGACAACAUGGCAAGCGCCGUCACGCGACAUGAUCACAGGUCUCAGUUUUGUGCAGCGACGACAAGCUUCAAAUUCCUUAUGUGGUCAAACGGGUAUUGCUGUGGAGGGCCACUCCGGCGCUCGGCCAGGUCUUGUCAAUGAAGAAUCUGAUCGUAUGCAACCUUCAAGGCGUGAACUGGUGUUAGACUUGACUCUGCCAACACUUUGCCGCUAUGGCCCAGAAAGCCGCUUCCUUGAGAUAUACACUCGAGGGGCUAGCGAUGUGGAUUGUUUUACCGACAUCGAGCAAGAUUGGGUCGUCCUCUCUCAAUACUCAGGCCAUCUGUCUCCUGAUGGUCAAGAGGACCAGCGUGUGGAAGUCUCGAUUGACUCGAACAAGGCUCCCAUGAAACUUCAAGAUGACAUUAUUAGCAUCCGAUCUCAACAAGGAGACUUCGAGGAAGUCCAUGUGAAAAUCUUUCCCAGGAAGGUGCCUGACGCUUUCGGCGGCUUUGUGGAGUCGAUCGGGUCAAUUUCAAUCGAUGUUGGUAUGUCACUGAGCAGAUCGCAAGAGGUUUACCAGACAAAUCCUUACCUGGGGCGGACCAGCUCAGGUACUAUUGGACUGAUACAGUUGUCAAAGUCUCCGGGUAUCGAUUGGCAGCCUUUACUGUAUCCUAUCUAUCUCUUCUCCAGCACGUCGACCAUUCGUGUCAUUCUACAUUUCACCAUGACCCUCGGGUACCAACGCGAAGAGCAGCUCAGAUAUAAAAUCGCGCGUGGCGAUUCAAAACAGACAGUGCGAUUGCUAGAGUAUCAUUCGGUCGCAGAUCUUCCGGUUGGCUGGGACGAUGCGGUCCGGGACAACGUCUGGACCCGCACACACUCUUUCCACGCUGUCUGUCCGGGCGCUCACGUCAUAGGAUAUCGACCCCUCUCACGAGGAUUGUUCCAUGAGAGGAUUAUAGUGGAUGUAUGA